AUGGCUACCAACGAAUUCGCACCACUGGACGACAGGGAAUCUGUAAAAGACGAUGCUGGUUCUGCAUCUAAUGGCAAGAUUCGUCUUUCUUUCUCUGCCCUCAACCCUGCGGCUCUUGUGAGGAAGGGCGAUCAACAUCAAGAGGACACCCUGAGGAUCCUAGAGGAGAACAUUGGCAUUAUGGAAGACAGCGUGCAUUCAAAACUUCAUCAGAAAUACGAUGGUCUGCGUUUAACACGCGCAUCUAUGGGCAAAUAUGGCCUCAUGACUUCAUUAUUCGACCGGUCGAAAGUUGUAGCGUACAAGAAGGAUGCCAAGGGUCUCAACACGGAUACAGUUCAGUCCUCCCAAGACGCAAGAAGCAAUGCGAUGUGGAAACAGAAAGAAAGCGGAGCUGUGUCUCCUGAUUCGCAUGGUACUCCACAUACCAACGAGGACGCGCAUGGACGAAUCGUGAGUAAUGAAACUCCGAUUGAGAGCAAUACAAGUACAUCUGAGUGCAGAAAAGGUGCUCGUCCUGAAGGGCCGGUAUGUAGUCAUCUCGUCAACAUACAAGAGCACACGGAAGAUGACCCUUCAGAUUCUUCAUGUCCUCCUAGUGAUCAGCAUGCACCUUUGGAAGUGUAUGAUGCAUUGCAGACUGAAGACUUCCAUGAACCCUACAAUGGUGGUUAUGGAUUUCGAGGGUGA
Messenger RNA from Sparassis crispa, 690 nucleotides. RefSeq lists its product as hypothetical. Lineage: Eukaryota; Fungi; Basidiomycota; Agaricomycetes; Polyporales; Sparassidaceae. The record is from RefSeq and is a predicted model, not a curated record. The transcript has 7 exons. The coding region runs from base 1 to 690 and encodes 229 amino acids.